UCAUCAUCCUCGACUUCAUUAAUGUGCUCACGUGGAGCUUGUUUAGGCUAUUCAUGCGCAAAACACCUCUUCCUCAACCAAUUCCAUCUCUCCACGAUGGUGAAGCCAAUAAUCCUGAUCGUGCCAGGAGGCUUCACACUACCCGAACUAUACAGCGAUGUGAUCACUCAUGUCGCGAGUAAAGGAUACCCCAUCGAAGCUCUUCAUCUCCCAAGUGUAGGCUAUAAAACCAGCGUUCCAGGGACUAUGCAAGACGACGCCGCUUUCAUCGCUUCAGAAAUCUCAAAGCAUGCAGACGAAGGCAAGGACGUCGUACUUAUCGCCCACUCUUACGGCGGUCUACCUGCUACAGAAAGUGCGAAGGAGCUGAGCAAAGCCGAUAGACAGCGACAGGGCAAAUCGGGCGGUCUAGUGAGACUAGCUUAUAUUUCAUGCAUUAUUCUACCAGUUGGAGAAUCUGAUGCUAGCGUUAUUAUGCCGGAUGAUAUGCUUCCCCGGGCUGCUCCGUUCGAGAUUAGGAUUGAUGACGAUGGAUGGUUACAUCAGACCGAUAUCUCGACUGCUGUUUCCUAUGUCUUCAACGACUUACCGAAGAAACAAGCCGAAAAGUGGGCAAAGAUGAGUACUCGUCAUUCAGGCUCCACGUUUCCUGCUAGUCUAAGUCAUGCUGGAUUCAAAGAUGUGCCAGUCUCAUAUUUGCUGUGUACGAAGGACCUUGCGCAGGAGCCUGAGCUCCAGAGAGCGAGUAUCGCGAUGAUGGAAAGGCAGGGUGGUAAGGUUGAUGUUACGGAAAUCGAUGCUGGACAUGCGCCAAAUGCAUCUCGGCCUAAGGAAGUUGCAGAUUGGAUCAUUUCUAUCGCCGAGCGGUCGUCUUGAAUAAUGUCGAUUGCAUUUUGGCAUGGCUUGCAAGAGUUUUGGUUGCGUAGAGCACGGUACCUAUUGACAGGGUGAUGACUUAUAGGUACAUAGUAGGUGGCAUACUUCGUACCAUUCGAACUUUA
This is a messenger RNA of Penicillium subrubescens, 1001 nucleotides long. Its product is annotated as alpha/beta hydrolase. The transcript is spliced from 2 exons. Bases 22 to 876 code for a protein of 284 amino acids. The record is from RefSeq and is a predicted model, not a curated record. NCBI's taxonomy places the organism in Eukaryota, Fungi, Ascomycota, Eurotiomycetes, Eurotiales, Aspergillaceae.